CACACACACACACACAUGCGCGUGCACACACACACUCUCAGUCUCGUAUGCGCACACCCCCGCUGCCAGCGCAAGCAUCGUCAGAUGGGCUGAAGAGCGCUUUUUACUGGUAGAGUUUUGGGGAGAGUAGUCGUUAGGCUGCCAAUCACAAAGUGCACCUUGUCCUAUCGGCUGGGGGAGGUACAAGGACAGGGUCGCUCGCAGACUACGGGCCGCGCUCAAAAACCUUCCUCGCCUUGGAACCUGCCUGUGCCCCUGCGCCCCAGCACCGUCCCAGGACAGGACACCGAGGAGCUCCGCAUCGAGUUUUGGGGAGGGAGGCACACUUUUUGCGCCUUCACACUUCUGCAGAGGAGAGGGAAGCAGAACCAGGGCUCCGUCCUGUACCCCUCCCGGCGUCGAGAGAUCCACUCACGGCUGGACAAGCACAUCAGCGGAACUCACCUGGGCUCAGAGAGGUGCAGGGGGUCAUGGGGAACCCGGACGGGGGCAUUGUCACGCACCCCUCCCUCGCCGUCCUGGACAUAGGGGACGCCAAACCCCCCCACGGCCUGCCCGCCGGUGCCCUUGAGCGCCACCCGCAGGGCGUUUACCUGUCCUGCUUCGACACGCUCCUCAGCGAAGACGUGGCCUGGCUCCUGAAGGCCCCGGAGGCCCCGGACGCCCCCCAGGCCCCCGCCGCGGGGCCCGAGCAGUGCCCCGUCAUAGACAGCCAGGUGGUGUCCCCCGCCCAGGUGGAGCUGGAGGAGCAGGUGGAGGACGGCUCCCUGGAGCAGGUGCAGACCCUCGUCGUGGGGGAGGUGAUGAAGGACAUCGAGACGGCCUGCAAGCUGCUCAACAUCACGGCAGAUCCCAUGGAGUGGAGCAGCGGCAACGUGCAGAAAUGGGUGCUGUGGACGGAACACCUGUACCGGCUGCCCCAUGUGGGCGGGGCCUUCAAGGAGCUCAGCGGCAGAGACCUGUGCGCCAUGAACGAGGAGGACUUCCGACAGCGCUGUCUGCCGAGCGGGGACGUCCUGCACGCCCACCUGGACAUCUGGAAGUCAGCUGCGUGGAUGAAAGCCCGGUGUACAUCAGAAGACAACAAAAUUGCCGAAGGGGAGGAGCUAUGGGCAGAGGCUGACUCCUCCUGCUCGGGGCAGCCCAUCCACCUGUGGCAGUUCCUCCGGGAGCUGCUGCUCAAGCCCCACGCCUACGGCCGCUGCAUCCGCUGGCUCCACAAGGAGAAAGGCAUCUUUAAAAUCGAGGACUCGGCGCACGUGGCGCGGCUGUGGGGCCUGAGGAAGAACCGCCCGGCCAUGAACUACGACAAGCUGAGCCGCUCCAUCCGCCAGUACUACAAGAAGGGCAUCAUCCGCAAGCCCGCCGUGUCCCAGAGGCUGGUCUACCAGUUCCUGCACCCCGUAUGAGCAGGGCGGGACGGAGGGGGUGGGCCGGGGCCGUGAAGAGGCUUCCCCCCCAAACUCCUGAGUACCCCUGCUCUGUCAGGGAAAUGGUCUUAGACCAAAAAAAAACAAGCACACCCCCCGCCCCCCACCCCCCCCUUCAGCUGGCUUGGGUAUACACAUGCACUCCAAAAGCUUUCAUUUUACAGCGGAUUGUCCAGGGGAGCGGGGGAGGCCAGAGCCAUCGUGACUCAUGCACACACUGCCUGUCGGUUGCCGUGACGCGACCAAUCGCAGAAGGAGAGCCGGGUGGGAGGAGCCACAAAGGUCCCUGGUCCUGGUCCCUCCCACCAGGAAGGCCAGCCAGCCAAUGGGAGGCUGACGGCACAACGGACAGCGAAAUGACUGAAAUCCAAAGUGCCCUUCCAAAAACGUCCCAUAAACUGCUUCCUCUUUCGUUCUGUUGUUUAAUUAUAUAUUUUUUAACCAGAUUGUUUUUGGUCGAUGUCUUGGCAUGAAGGCCUUCAUAUUUGGAGGGAAAGGCAUAUUCAGUUCCUUACUUUUCAAACCUAAGAUGGCAGCUGCCUUGUUUUUUCAUUGCUUGGUUAUGAUGACCAUAUAUUGAAUUUUUUUUUAAAGAAGACAGGGGUGGCAUGGCAUAUUAUGAACAUAAUGCUAGGGUUUUUGUUUAUAUUUAGUCCAUGGAAUCAGCAAAGCUUAAGUGGACAUUUUUAGGAGUUUAGAAAUUCCCCUGUACAGAUGUUUCAAUCCCAAUAAGAGGAAAAAGAGGAACAGCUGGUCAGCCUAAUUACAUUGCUGUGAGACCUGACCCUUUCAUAGGAAUGGUAGCACCCUUAUGCAAGAGAAGGUCUUCAUUAAUAUUUCGCUUUUCAACAUUUUAUACUGAUUUUUAUUAUUGGUUUACAGUGAGUAAAUCAUGACGAUUCCCCACACAUCUACACACUACAGAAGCUUUCAUUUCUUUCUGAAAAUGUGGCUGUUGAUGUUGUGCUACCAUGUAGAGCUGGUUAUUUCUGGCGGUUGUCCAGAAAAACAAAUGUAUUUGAAUGUAUGAUUUCUUGUUUUUGAAUAACAACCCUGUUCACCUCAAGCCUGUUGGCAUUAAACGCACUGCUUCACAGA
Anguilla rostrata (American eel) is the source of this 2528-nucleotide messenger RNA. RefSeq names its product SAM pointed domain-containing Ets transcription factor-like. Bases 471 to 1409 code for a protein of 312 amino acids. Gene Ontology annotation, cellular component: nucleus. Gene Ontology annotation, biological process: cell differentiation; regulation of transcription by RNA polymerase II. The transcript has 6 exons. Lineage: Eukaryota; Metazoa; Chordata; Actinopteri; Anguilliformes; Anguillidae. Gene Ontology annotation, molecular function: sequence-specific DNA binding; DNA-binding transcription factor activity, RNA polymerase II-specific. The record is from RefSeq and is a predicted model, not a curated record.